AUGGAGGGUGGUAUUCGCCCAAGAAGGCAGUCGAUCCUUAUUGGACAGCGAUCCUUGGAUGUAUACGCAGAAAUUGACCAAGGACCAAAAUUUGUCCGAUGGAUAAUCGGAAUAUUCAGAAAAUGGGGAUUUUUUAUCGCUGAAUGGCCAUGGACUGCUAUUUUUCUAUGUCUAAUUGUUUCCGUCUUAUCGACGGUCAAAAUCAUUAUGACUCCUCAACGGAAUGAAAUUACGGGAUACACGCCUUAUGGUGCUCGAGCAAAGGAUGAGUUCCUGGAGUACCAGAACUUCUUCUCAUCAAAAGGUGAGUGCGUAAGCUAUGCUACUAGUCCUGCUCAUGUAAGAGUUGUUAUUGAUUUGCUUCAAUAA
This is a messenger RNA of Strongylus vulgaris, 369 nucleotides long. Lineage: Eukaryota; Metazoa; Nematoda; Chromadorea; Rhabditida; Strongylidae. The record is from the annotation of a GenBank genome assembly.